This is a messenger RNA of Hansenula ciferrii, 1437 nucleotides long. RefSeq names its product Gastric triacylglycerol lipase. The record is from RefSeq and is a predicted model, not a curated record. The transcript has a single exon. Bases 1 to 1437 code for a protein of 478 amino acids. Lineage: Eukaryota; Fungi; Ascomycota; Saccharomycetes; Phaffomycetales; Wickerhamomycetaceae.
AUGGCUCAAUUAUACCAAUCGAUACUGCGUAUCGUAUUCUUAUUGAUAUUAAAGUCAUUAUAUUUUCCAUUUCAAUUGUAUCAUUUUUUAGUUGAUUCUUAUGUGUUAUUGUUUUCAAGUUCAGACAGAAAGGAACCAGAUAAUGUUGGUGACGAAUCUUCAGAUGAUGAAUCAGUAAAUAGAUUAGGCCAAGAAGAACCUGUGACAGAUGGUAUACUAAAUGCUGUUGAUAUCGUGGAUAUUUGUCAUGCCCAUGGCUAUAAAGUCCAUGAACAUGUCGUACAGACAAAAGAUGGCUACUUGCUUGCAAUUCAUAGAAUAUUGGGUAAAAACAGUGAUAUUCAUAAGACUGGUAGACCUGUUGUUUAUUUCCAUCAUGGGUUAUUAACAAAUAGUGAACUAUUCGUUCUUGGUGAAACACCUGCAAAAUGUUUGCCUUAUAUCCUAUUAGAAAAAGGUUAUGAUGUAUUUUUAGGUAAUAAUAGAGGUAAUAAAUAUUCAAGAAAACAUUUGAAUCUUUCAUCAUCAUCAAACAAAUUUUGGGAUUAUUCAUUAGAUGAAUUUGCAUUACAUGAUAUUCCAGAUACAAUAGAUUACAUUUUAGCAUUAACUGGUAAUAUUCAAUUAACAUAUGUCGGUUUCAGUCAAGGUUCUGCUCAGGCGUUUGGUGCUCUAUCUUUAAACCCAAAGUUGAACAAAAAGAUCAAAGUAUUCAUUGGUUUGAGUCCAGCUAUGAUUCCAAAAGGUUUAAACCAUCCUAUUGCAAGAUUAUUUGUUGAUGCUGCACCUUCAUUGGUGUUUUCUAUAUUUGGUAGAAGAGCUAUAUUACCGUCAGUGGUAUUUUGGCAAAAGAUGUUAGGAAGUUGGUAUUAUAGACAAGCAGUUGAUAAAUCAUUAAAACUUCUUUUCGGAUGGACAACUUCAAAUAUUCCAUUUAAUCAAAAAGUCAUUGGUUAUCCCCAUAUGUUUUCACCUUCAAGUGUCAAGUCUGUCGUUCAUUGGUUUCAAAUUAUUAACAGCAAGAGGUUUCAAAUGUAUGACGAAGGCCUUGUAUCCCCAUUAACAACUAUAUCAUCAACCAAUUUAAAAGUUCAUAGAGUUGCACCUUUCCCAGUUCAAACAAUCUCUACCCCAAUUUACUUGAUAUAUGGUAAGAGUGAUAUGUUGAUUGAUAUUGAACCAACUAGGAAGGCAUUGACAAGCUGUAAAGAAAUAGAAGCUAUCGGAAUUGAUACUUAUGAACAUAUGGAUGUAUUAUGGGCUAAGGAUGUUGUGGAAAAAGUCUUCACCCCAGUUGUCAAUACCAUCGAUAGAUAUAACCAACGGAAUCAAACAGUGGAGAUUAUUGACUGUGUUGAACAUAGAAAAGUCAAUGGAGAGAUAGAACUGCAUACUAGCAAAGCCCGUGAUAGAAGUAAUGGAUCGAUUGUUGUAUAG